Molecule: messenger RNA, 366 nt
Organism: Fomitopsis serialis
Lineage: Eukaryota; Fungi; Basidiomycota; Agaricomycetes; Polyporales; Fomitopsidaceae
Exons: 3
Source: RefSeq, a predicted model, not a curated record
UUGCUGGGCUCUUGUCUCAACAUCGCUCUCCUGGGUGUUCUUACGUAUCAAACAUAUAUGUAUCACAUCCACUAUCCUGACGACAAAGCGUCUUCGCCGCCGUUAUCAGUCUAUGGAACAUUUAUCUUCGAGUGGGUGCAAUCCGGCCUACUGACAGCCUCAUUGUUCCACAUAUUUGUUGCCAACUACGGCGACUUAAAUGCCCUCGGAGAUAUUGGCUACACCUGGUUCAGCAUACCCGUCAUGAGUGCCAUCACUUCAUUUGUGGUGCAACUCUUCUAUUCCUGGCGAAUUCAACGCUUUAGUGGGUCAUACAUAUUGCCGAGCAUUAUCGUCGUAGUAUGUCAUUUGUUUGAAUUCUACUAA